Messenger RNA from Siniperca chuatsi (mandarin fish), 2003 nucleotides. Its product is annotated as small vasohibin binding protein. Lineage: Eukaryota; Metazoa; Chordata; Actinopteri; Centrarchiformes; Sinipercidae. The record is from RefSeq and is a predicted model, not a curated record. The coding region runs from base 168 to 368 and encodes 66 amino acids. Gene Ontology annotation, cellular component: apical part of cell. Gene Ontology annotation, biological process: negative regulation of protein ubiquitination; protein secretion. The transcript has 3 exons.
GGAACCUUUGUACAAACGCUUCACUGCGAAACCCGGAUUUGUUUAUUGGUGACACCUUGGGAACAGCUGUUUUGAUCGGCUAGUAGCUAACGUUGCUACAGCCUUACUGGCUAACUUAACAUUAAUCAAAUUAUAUUACUGUUUUCUGCCUUUAUUUCACGGUCACCAUGGAACCUGCCUGCAGUAAAGACAAGCCAAAGCUGAACUCUACCCCAACUAGAGGAGACAGAGCCAAGCAGAAAUCUGCACAGCAAGAGCUCAAACAACGACAGAGAGCAGAGAUUUAUGCCCUGAACAAGGUGAUGACAGAGUUGGAGCAGCAGCAGUUUGAGGCCUUUUGUAAACAGAUGCAGUCACAAGGAGAAUGAUUCCUGCCUGUUCUGCCUUCCUCUUUCAUCUGGACCAGGACCUGUCACCCUCCAAAAACACUAUGUAUGUACACUAUUACCAACACACAACCACACAUUUAUACUUACACUUAUGUUCAAUAAGACAAUCUUUAAUCUUGAUGUUUUACUGACUCAGAACUGAUUUAUUAUAUAUAUAUUAUUUUUGAUCUGAGCUUGCAUGCUUUUUUCUGUACUGUCAAAUUUCAAAUUUUCAUGUGUUGAGAUUUUGAAGUUAACCAGGUCAAACACAGAUUAUGAGCUGUAUAUUAACUCACUCAAGACGUACCAGUGUUAACAGCAGGGCAAAAGUUACCAAUGUUCUCAACUGGUCAGAGACCUACCAGUUAAAAGCACAAGUUUAUAACCAUUGGGAUAUGUAUAAAUGUAAAUAUAGCUGCAUUAAGUGAUUUUUGACCACUACAGACUCCACACAAGGAACUUCCAGUGUGCAAUGAGGCUUAAACAAUCAAGUUGAAUGCUACCUGCCCUCAUGUAGUUGUUAGUGAUGGGUGGAUGAAGCUUUCAAAAGCUUUGGGGUUUUCUUUCUUUUUGUGUGGGAAAAAAAAAAAGCUUUGGGGCUUUAAACUCAGUAAGCACAGUGAUAUCUGGUGGUUUCCUAAACUUAUAGCAGCCCUUCAAGACUCGAGCCAAAGCACUACAAUACCUCUCUGAUUUUAAAUUGUUUUAGUCUCAUAUGUAUGCAAGGAAAAAAAACAAGACGCCUGCGUGUUAUUAAUUAAAUCUGUAACACUCUUGUUCAGAGGUGCUGCAGUAAAUGCACAUAUUAUUGUGCAGUGCUACAGUAAAAAUUAAUAAAUGCAUUGUACAUUAUUGGUCUAGUUGGUGUCACUGUGAGCUCAUGUGCUUUAACUUCAUAGUUUUUUACCUUAUUAUUUGGAUCAGGUGGAAAUGUUCUCAUACUUAUGAUUAUGUCUUUGUAGUGUACAUCCCCAUAUUUCAAAGUUAUUCUCCAAUUUUAUUAUCCCACCAAUGUGUGUAUCACUUGAAUAUAUAUUGUUUAGCCGCCAAACUUUAAAAACAGAAGUUCUUUUUGAAGCAUCAGUGACGUUUGAAGCUUUGGACAUCAACAGUCACAUGGUAUUCUUCAUUUGAGCUCCGAUGCAAUAUAUUGAAACAGUACACAUCACAGUUGUUGGCUCUAUGAUCUAAUUGAUGCAAUGCUACAAAAUCUAACAUUGGCCAUGUUAAAGACAAAUAUUACACUAAACUGACAAAUACCAAUAACAUCAGAUACUGUUGAAAGACUGCAAUUUCACAGACACAGACAUUGAUUCUAAGUGGGGAUGGCAGAACAAGAGGUUAUUUUUCAGUGAUUCGUAAACAUUACUUAAUAUAGCUUUAAGAUAGACAGUGCCCUUAAUAUUAAUGGUGCUCACUUUUAACACUUUCUUGUGAAUGACAUUGUAUGCGGUACCAACUGGCCUGUACAAGAAUAAUAUUGCAUUCUAUUGUCACAUUCACAAGUUUUGCAAUCUAAACAACUUCUAUUUGUCUGACUGUAAAAUAUUUAUAUUAUUUAGAACUGUAUGUCAUCCACUUUCCCUUGAGCUAUACAGAUUUGAUUUAAUGAAAAUAAAAGUUGUUGUUUUCUAA